UCGUCCCUAGCUACCACCGGUAGCCAGCCAGCCAGCCCUCCAAUCGCUCGCGCUCCCGCGCCCUCACAUGUCAAUGUGCUCGCCCGCCUUGCAAUUUGCAGACCCCAAACCUCACCAACCGCCCAUGAACCAUACAUAAUUAGUACUUAGUUAGUUGCCCACAAACCAUCGCUCAUUUUAUCCUCACACUCUCCGCGUGCUCACAGCUCACUCCGGCUACCCGGCCAGCUUAGGUGCUCGGUCCAUUCCAGCGCCACCCAUCAUCAGUGCGUCGGCCACUACUGAGCUCGGCCAUGGCGGGGGCGGGGGCGCAGCUGCGGCGCGUGGUGGCCUUGGUCCUCCUGGCCUGCUGCAGCAUGGCGCCGGCGGCGACGGCGAGAGGGAUGUCGGCGGGGAUCGCGCACAACAUCACCUCCUUCCUCAGCGGCCACCCGGAGUACAAGCAGUACAACCGGUACCUGACGGAGACGCGGGUGUGCGACGAGAUCAACGCGCGGGGCGGGGUGACGGUGCUGGUCCUCGGCGACGGCGCCAUGUCCACGCUCGUGUCGGACGCCGGGGCCGACCUGGGCGCCAUCAAGAACGCGCUGCGCCUCCACGCGCUGCUCGACUACUGGGACGUCAAGAAGCUGAAAGCCCUGCCCACCGGCGCCGACACGCUCACCGACACCUUCUACCAGGCCGCGGGCGGCGCGGCCACCAGCGCCACGGGCAGCGUCAAGAUGGCCAAGCUGGAGGGCGGCGGCUUCGGCUUCGCGUCCGCCGCCAGCCCCGGCGACGCCUACGACGCCACCUUCACCAAGGCGCUCAAGCAGACGCAGUACGACUUCGCGGUGCUGGAGGUGUCGGCGCCCAUCGAGUUCGACGGCCUCUUCGACGGGCCGUCCGUCGCCAGCCUCACCCGGCUGCUGGAGAAGGCCGGCUGCAAGCGCUUCGCGGCGCUCAUCGCCAGCACGGGCGUGCUCAAGGACUACCAGGCGGCCAUGGCGGACAAGGCCGGGCUCACCCUGUUCGCGCCCAAGGACGACGCGUUCCUGGCCAAGGGCGCGCCGGACGUGGACAAGAUGCCCCGCGCCGACCUCGUCGCGCUGCUGCGCUACCACGCGCUGCCGGGGUACAACCCGAGGCCGUCGCUGAAGCUGGUGAAGGCGUCGGCCCGGCCGUUCCGCACGCUGGCGUCCACCGCGGGCGGGAAGUACAACGUGUCGGUGGUGGCCCGCGGCGACGACGUGUCGCUCGACACCGGCCUCCGCAAGUCCCGCGUCGCGGAGACGGUCCUGGACGACACGCCCGUGUGCGUGCUCACGGUGGACCGCCUCCUGAUGCCGCUCGAGCUCUUCGCCGGCGCGCCCGCGGAGGCCCCCUCGCCGACGCCCGCGCCGGCGCCGUCCCCCGCGGACGCGACGCUGAGCUCCCCGCCGUCCCCGCCACCGGCCGACGCCCCGUCGGAGGCCGCCGCGGACCACGUUCACAAGGACGUCAAGGCGUCGUCCGCCGCCUCACUGUCGGUCGGCGCGCUCGCCGCGGCCGCGUGCUCCGCCGUGCUCGCGUCCCUACUGUGAGAGUAAGACCAGUGAAAGCAGAGAGAGCGGUGGCACGUCCCCUUCCGGCCACAUUCCUCGUCAGCCCAUCACAUUCUUCUCGCCAUCCUCUUUCAGCCAUUGAUCGUUGAUUGCAUGAGUCGCAGCUAUUCUCUCUGUAAUUCAUGAAACAUUGUGUACAUUAUUAUAUCUUGAUCUUUUUA
Molecule: messenger RNA, 1744 nt
Organism: Triticum urartu
Lineage: Eukaryota; Viridiplantae; Streptophyta; Magnoliopsida; Poales; Poaceae
Source: RefSeq, a predicted model, not a curated record